This is a messenger RNA of Nycticebus coucang (slow loris), 7064 nucleotides long. It is a transcript of the gene CD84, whose product is annotated as CD84 molecule. The transcript is spliced from 7 exons. NCBI's taxonomy places the organism in Eukaryota, Metazoa, Chordata, Mammalia, Primates, Lorisidae. Gene Ontology annotation, biological process: positive regulation of tumor necrosis factor production; negative regulation of interleukin-6 production; positive regulation of monocyte chemotactic protein-1 production. The record is from RefSeq and is a predicted model, not a curated record. Gene Ontology annotation, cellular component: external side of plasma membrane. The coding region runs from base 27 to 1013 and encodes 328 amino acids.
AUACACAGAUAAGACUCUGGGGAAAGAUGGCUCAACACCACCUAUGGAUCUUGCUCCUUUGCCUGCAAACCUGGCUGGAAGCAGCUAGCAGAGAUCCAGACUCUCUCACUGUGAUUGGGAUUCUAGGGGAGUCAGUCACUUUCCCCUUAAACAUCCAAGAAUCGCAACAAGUUGGCACCAUUGCUUGGACUUCUGAAACAUCUGUUGCUGUAGUCAUACCUGGAGACUCAGGAGCAGCACCUAAAGUUACUGUGACUCACAAAAAUUAUUAUGAACGAAUACACGUCUUAGCUCAGAACUACGACCUAGUCAUUAACAGUCUGAGGAUGGAAGAUGCAGGAAUCUAUAAGGCAGACAUCAAUAUAAAGAACCAUCCCUACACCAUCACCAAGCACUACAACCUGCAAGUCUAUCGUCGGCUUACGAAACCAAAAAUUACACAGAGUUUAAUGACAUCUGUGAACAGCACCUGUAAUGUCACACUGACAUGCUCUGUGGAGAAAGAAGAAAAGAACGUGACAUACAGUUGGAGUCCCCUAGGAAAAGAGGGUCCUGUCCUUCAAAUCGUCCAGGCCCCUGAGGACCAUGAGCUGACUUACACGUGCACAGCCUGGAACCCCGUCAGCAACAGUUCUGACUCCAUCUCUGCCCAGCAGCUCUGUGCAGACGUCACAAAGGGCUUCCGUGUUCACCAGACCAAGUUCCUUAGUGUGCUGGCGGGGUUCUUCCUGGUUGUUCUCAUUCUGUCUUCAGUGUUUUGGGUCCAUUUGUACAAGAGAAAACAAGAUGCUGUCUCAAAGAAAACAAUAUACACAAAUAUCACAGCUUCAAGAGACACCCAGCCAGCAGAAGCCAGAAUCUACGAUGAAAUCCCCCCAUCCAAGGUGCUUCCCUCCAACGAAGAGCCCGCAAACACGAUAUAUUCCAUAGUGCAGUUCUCUGAUAAGAUGGGGAAAACCAGCACAAAGACCAGCAAACCUCUCGGGACUUCAAGCUACGAAAUUGUGAUCUAGGCUGCCAAACAAGAGUUCUCCCUCUGGCAAGUGAGUCACAACCACCAAUACUGGUGGCUUCCCUGAACACCCGCCACCACCCCUUCUCCUCCCAGCUCUUACCAGGAGAUUGCAAAUCACCACAUCCCAACAUGUAAGCAAAGCAGGAGACCCGUGUGCCUAGAUGGACAGAUGGAGGCCUUUCUAAGAGUGGCUCCCUUCUGGACAAACUUGACAAAGCGGGUUCCCAAACUUGACAAAGCGGGUUCCCAAACUUCUUCACAGCACAAUAUAUACAGAAAAUAACAUCAUUAUAGCACUCUGGGAUAAAAAGGAAAAUAUCAAGAUUGCUCGCCUAUGGGGGCUGGAGGUGACUAGCAGCUUCUCAUGACUGGAAGUGACAACCCUGCCCAGCAAGAAGGGGAGCGAUAUUUUGCAUACCUGUUGUAUGUCAUGGCACGCCAGCUAGAAUGCUCUGCUCACACACAAUAUAUGUGAGGAGCCCUGGCACUCGGGUCUCUGGUCUCUACGCAAGCAAAUUAGGGAAAGGCACCUUUUGUUCGAGGCAGAUGAAGCCCCUGACCCAAGUGCAUGGAAGCCCCCACCCACACUGGGGACCUUUGGACAGGGUACAAGUAGCUCAACCAGCCCAAACACAGAUGACAGUCCGGGUGGGAGAGGCUGCCAGAGCAUGGCUGCCAGCCAUGCAACAUGCUCUCCAAUGUGGUGCUGGAAAACACUCUUUCUGUGGAGUCUGGACUGCUGGGACUCUUUUCUCUGGGUUCUAGAAGAAGAAGCUAUGCAAGAUUUUCCUUCUGGCCAGGCUUUCCUUCUGAGACACUUAGAGCAGCCCCAGCAAGAAGCAUCUGCCAUGCCCAGCACCAUGCUCUCCCGUAGGAAUUGGUCCGCUGCAUUUCCAGGACUUCAGGGGAACUGGGUGUGACCCAACCAUCACCUUGCAUGGGACCUUGCAUGAAGCAGAGUCAUUCUCCCGAGGGAACAUAGGAGGUAAUGGUGCAAGUGAUGAACUGAGUUUAUCUCAGUUCCUAAGGCUCAGCUUAGAGAGCCACGGGGGUUAAGCCGAGGCUGCAUUCCUCCACCCGGGCACCCACCCCCCACAAACACAGAACCAGCCGGUCACACAGACAUUAAUAACUCUCAGCAGUGAGGAAGAAUCACCCUCAGCUGACCAGGACUUUCAUGUGAUCCUUUUAGGAAGUGUUUCCUUUGUGUGUUAGCAAACACGACCAGCUAAAUCCUAAAUCCCGUGGAUGAUCCCAAGCUGUACAGAAAAAAUGAGCUGCAUUUAGGCAUCAGUCCCAGUGAAUGAUCCCAAGACCCAACAGGCACUGACUGCCAUUAAUGCUAUGUCAGGGGCUAUGAGGCCCCAAAGUGUAAGGUGUGUAUAAUGUCUGCCCUUGUCUAGCCAAGGGGACACUGAGGUUAAAUCCUGAAUUGCACCUGCAAAUACUGGCAUGAGCUAGACCAUACGCGGGAGGCAGGGCUGAAGCUGGGCCUCACAAGAUGGGUGGAGUUUGGGUAAAGAAAGAGGAGCAGAGAAGCCCUCCAAGUGAGAGAAGCAUGACCAUGAGAAGAGGCCUGGAUCUGUGGGCUGUGUUCAGGGCACGUACCAGAUCCCCCUUGCACACUCACAGUUUCUUGCCUAUGUAUGGCAGAGUGCCUCAGUGCAAUGCGGACCCCACAUCCUUCAACGCCCACCUCAAAUGGAACCUUCUCUAAUGGAUUAAUAGUCAGAAUUAAUCUUGGCUCUUUUCACACUCCUUUUUCUUUUUGGUCCUUCCAUCACUAGAGCUCAUCUCGUUCUGCCUUACGGCGUAAUCACUCAUUUUCCUCACUACAACGUACACUACUUAAUGGCAAGAUCUCUGUACCCACCACCAUCCAACAGGGUGCCAUGAAUCCCAUGUGUGGCAAUAAAUGCAGUCCAAUGGGACUGACAUUGACCAGCCAGCUCCAAUGGAAGGUAAAUGUCAGAAGCAGAGCUAGAUAGAAGCCAGUAAGCACAGUGCCACCCUAUCACGGUGAGCAUGAAAUGUCAGGAUGCCGAUGUCAGAGGCUGUUCCUGGUGCAAAGGCAUUUUGAGGCGAGAAGAUUUUCAGAGUUACACAGACAGACCACCUAAGAGAUCGGCAGAGGCAUUGACCAGGUUUAGGGAAAGGCAGUGACUUGAGGAGGGACACAGAGAAGGGAAUAAAGAGGCUUGGUCAUAAAGGGCGGAGGACUUCCAAAGUGACACUGAACCAGCUGAAUGUCUUCUAAAAUGAAAUCAUUCCCCUCCCUGGAGAUGAGUUGAAGAAUUGCUCUGAACGUUCUCAUUCUCUAACUGACCCCUUCCUCUCCCCGAUAUGCUCUCCCAGGUAAAAUUCCUAGUGUCCUAAUGACAUGUGUAGUGCAAAAAAAAAAAUAAUAAUAAUAAUAACAAUAAUAAAAGAAAGAAAAAGGAAAAUAAAAAGAGUCAGAGCAGAUCAGGCCUAUUAUGUCUUGGAGAAAAGCAAACCUGGGAUGGAGCCAGUGCACAGGCACUCCUAUGGUGGCCUUUGGGCUCAGGACCACUCCACUGUUUCUCACUGCUUCUUUCCUUUGCCUCUUCUGAUUUAUGAAGAUGAAGUUACUCACCCCCCCUCUCUAGGGCUCAGUUCUCAUAUUUUCUUUUGGUAAAAUGAAUGUGAUCUUAUUUUCCCCUUCAGUUUUCCACGUGAACUAGAUUGUGAUCAACAGUUCUAUAAAAUCAAAGUAUCCUUUCAGUGGAACAGGAUCUUGUUUCAGACUAAGAGGAGCCGGGUUUUAUUAAUGUGCAGGGAAAGUGAAAUCUCUGAGACAGUGCCCUCUGGUGGAAAGCAGCGGUAAGCCAGGACACUCCCUGCUCAGUCUGCACACACCUUUACCCAGGAGCUAGGCUGAGAAAAUAAGGAAUGUUGCAUGAUUUAGCAAUUAUGAAUAGGGCUGCAAUAAACAUUCUGGUACAAAUAUCUUUGUUAUGGGCGGCGCCUGUGGCUCAGCGGGUAGGGCGCCGGUCCCAUAUGCCGGAGGUGGCGGGUUCAAACCCAGCCCCGGCCAAAUUAAAAAAAAAAAAAAAAAAAAAUCUUUGUUAUGAUGUGAUUUUUGGUCUUCUGGGUAUAUGUUCAGUAGACGGAUUACAGGAUUGAAUGGCAGAUCUAUUUUUAGAUCUCUGAGUGUUCUCCAUAUAUCUUUCCAAAAGGAAUGUAUUAGUUUGCAUUCCCACCAGCAGUGCAGAAGUGUUCCCUUUUCUCCACAUCAACGCCAACAUCUCUGGUCUUGUGAUUUUGUGAUAUAGGUUAGUCUCACUGGAGUUAGAUGAUAUCUCAGAGUAGUUUUGAUUUACAUUUCUCUGAUGAUUAAAGAUGAUGAGCAUUUUUUCAUAUGUCUGAAGGCCGCGCACCUGUCUUCUUCAGAGAAGUUUCUCUUCAAAUCCCUUGCCCAGCCUGCGAUGGGAUCCCUUGUUCUUUUCUUGCUAAUGCGUUUGAGUUCUCUGUGGAUUCUGGUUAUUAAACCUUUGUUGGAGACAUAACCUGCAAAUAUCUUCUCCCAUUCUGAGGGCUGUUUGCUUGCUUUACUUACUGUGUUCUUGGCUGUGCAGAAGUUUUUUAGUUUGAUCAAGUCCCAGUAGUGUAUUUUUGAAGCUGCUUCAAUUGCCUGGGGAGGUCCUCCUCAUAAAAUACUCGCCCAGACCGAUUUCUUCAAGGGUUUUCCCUGCACUCUCCUCUAAUAUUUUUAUAGUUUCAUGUCUUAAGUUUCAAUCUUUAAUCCAGUGAGAGUCUAUCUUAGUUAAUGGUGAAAGGUGUGGGUCCAGUUUCAGUCUUCUGCAGUUUGCCAGCCAGUUCACCCAGCACCAUUUGUUAAAUAGAGAAUCUUUUCCCCACUGAAUGUUUUUAAACCAGUGUGAUGAAAAUGUGUCAAAUGGUCUAUGAAACUAGUGUAUGAUGCCUCAUGAUCAUAUCAAUGUACACAGCUAUGAUUUAAUAAAAAAAAAAAGGAAUGUUGCAGCUCAUGCCCCUCAGAAACAGCAAAUGAACCCACCUCAGACGUGAUUUUUUGUUUGUUUGUUUGUUUGUUUUUCUUUUUUGAGACAGAGCCUCAAGCUGUCGCCCUGGGUAGAGUGCCGUGACAGCAUAGCUCACAGCAACCUCCAACUCCUGGGCUUAAGCGAUUCUCUUGUCUCCGCCUUGCAAGCAGCUGGGACUACAGGCGCCCACCACAACACCCAGCUAUUUUUUUAUUGUAGUUGUCAUUGUUGUUUGGCAGGCCAGGGCUGGACUUGAACCCACCAGCUCUGGUGCAUGUGGCUGGCUUUUAGCCACUUGAGCUACAGGCGCUGAGCCCUCAAAUGUGAUUUUUAAAAUCAUCUGUAGAGGGCGAGGAGCGGUGGCUCAUGCCUAUAAUCCUAGCAUUCUGGGAGGCUGAGACACAUGAAUUCCCUGAACUCAGGAAUUCGAGAUCAACCUGAACAAGAGUGAGACCCCCAUCUCUAAAAAUAGCCAGGCAUUGUGGCAGGUGCCUGUAGUCCCAGCUAUUUGGGAGGCUGAGACAAGAGGAUCAGCCUCUUGAACCAAAGAGUUUGAGGUUGCUGUGAGCUAUGACCCCAUAGCACUUUACCAAGGGCAAAAAAGCAAGACUGUCUCAAAAAAAAACAUUAAUUAAAAUAAAUUUUAAAAUAAAGUUUAAAAAAAUAAAAUCAAAAGUUUGUAGAACACUGUAAACAACCUGCCCCCAUAAGACGAGCUUUGCACAGCUAGCUUACACAUUGUUAUCGUUCUUCAAAUCAGUAAUUAUUUUUGAGAAAAUUAUGUAAACCAAGGAAAAUCAGAGAAAAGCCAAAAGCAGAAGAAAAAUAAUGAAUUUGGAAAAAAGAGCCUGGCCACUUCUCUCUGGGUGGAACCUGAGAGGUGCUUUCUGUGGGCAUUGCCCAGGCCAGACAGUCUCCUUCAGGCCCAUGUCCAGUUUGCAAGCUGGCUGUGCAAAGCUGGCUGAGAGUAGAGUGACUAGGUCCUAACCCUAGUUUCUUGGUGAUGUGACCUUGGGCAAGUUAGUUUAACUUCUCGGUGCCUCAGGUUGCCACCUGUAAAAUGGGGCAAUAUUAGUUCCUACCUUGUGGCAAUUAAAAGAGGUGUUACUCAUGUAAGAAUAUGCCUGCAUGUGGAAAAGCCCUGGAUUAUCUUACAAUCUGUUCUUGCAGGCCUGAAAGCUUCGUAAGAUGCUAAUCCAAACCUAUGAAGUAAACUUUUUGCAGUGGAAAUGCAGCUGAUGGCACAUUAAAUUAAUGUUGUAGGUCAAACUUUUAACUCCCAUUUCUCCUAACUCAGAUCUAUUUUCUUACAUGUGUGCACAGUGUCUGUUCCCUCGCUACUAACAUAACACACUCUAAUUACCUAAUUCUAUGCCUGUCUCCCAAAGAAGAGGGGAUAAUAUUUCUAAAUAAUAACAACAGAAGUUGGAAAGUUCUUGGAGGGCAAGGAGCCUGUAAUAAUUCAUUGAGGGUUUGUUUUGUACACCCACUGCUACACUAGAUGAUUUAUACAUUAUUGGUGAUACAACAGCCCUGUACAGCUGAAAUUAAUUCUUCUAGUUAACAUUAAGGCUGAGGGAAUGAAUACCUGGCAAGUAAUUUGCCAAUUCAUAUGCAGUCUAAAAAGACAAUAAAUUCAGCAGUGUAAAUACAUAGUAUAAACACCUUAGCAAAGGGAGGAGGUUGAGAAGAUAGGAUUUGAACUCAAGACUUCUUGUCACCAAUGGCUAUGCACUUGCCCCCUGCCAUGCUCCUGCUUUUCCCUGCUGUGGAUUCCCAACAUCUUGGUACUUGGCCUCAGGUAUAGCACACACCUGACACUUUGCUUGACAAAUAUUUGUUGAAUAAAUACUUGCGUCCACUGAUAUUUAAAGGUAUUAAAAAACAGCUCAAAGUAGAUAUAUUUGUAUAUUAAUUCUACAUCAUCCACAAAUUUUACCCUGUAAGUGCUUAAGAAGGGGAACUAACAGGUCUAUUAAUUGUGCACAUAAAUAUGAAAUAUUGUGUAAAUAUGUGUAAACAAUAAA